This is a messenger RNA of Closterium sp. Naga37s-1, 1053 nucleotides long. NCBI's taxonomy places the organism in Eukaryota, Viridiplantae, Streptophyta, Zygnematophyceae, Desmidiales, Closteriaceae. The record is from the annotation of a GenBank genome assembly.
AUGCCUCCCAAGGGGAAGUCCAAGGUUCUGCUGGAGGCCUCAUCGCUGGAGCUCCCGUCUAUGUCUUCAGGAGCUGCUACCUCGUCGCCUGUUCCUGCUCUUGCCUCAUCGGAUCCUGCAGGCAAAGGCAAAGGCAAGGUGGAAGAAACCGGCAACGUGACCUAUGCUGAAGCUACGGCGAGCGGCUCCGGCCUCUCCUUGGAAGAAAAGCUGCGCUCCUUACGCACGGCUGCUCCUGACAGCGGGUUCCUUGAGGACGACUCCGACGAGGAGCUCGAAGUUGACAUCAAGACGGAAGCUUUCAACCACGUUCGCUACACGGCGAUUCUUCUGCUCCCCAUGGCCCUCUCCUUGGAAGUGGCUUCGGUCAUCACCACGGUCCGUACCCUGAUGAAGCGUGUGUGGUCGUCCAUGCUCUCUGACGGUGCUGCUGACUCGGCGAAGUUCCAGGAGCUUCUCCCGGCAUACGUGGCGAAGACUCGUUAUAGUCGGCUGCAAGUCUCUCUCCUGCGUGAAGAUGAUAUCAUGAGCAUCAGAUCGAAAGAGGUGGAAUACACGCGUCCGAAUGGCACGGUCUUCAGACUCUACUGGCAGCAUACCGACAACCCAGCGUUCGUGCGGGAGAAGGCGACGAAUGCUCAGGCGAUCGAAGUUUUGAUCCGCGACGUAACUGCGACGAAGACGCCUGAGAUGCUGCGGGAACUGAUGGUAGUUUACCAGUUGCGGAACCGGAAGCGUUCGGCGUUCAAGGAUGGUCUCUGUUUCCACCGCGUUCUGCACCCGGUCACUGCUGCCUCUCUCCCGGCUUCGCCGCUGAUCACUCCUAUUCUGCUGGAUCCGGCGAUCGUGCUUAUCUCCACGGGUGGAAACCGAGAGGAGUGGAUCUGCACGCAAGUGGGUUGUGGGAAGGCCAAGGGAAAGAGCUUCAUGUCUGCGGCGGAUCACAUCACCACGGCCAACCACCUCAUUCAUCUGGAACAGCUCGGCUCUGCUACACGUGCCUCUCUCGAGAAAGCGAGUCUCAACGUCACCAGGAAAGACUAUGGAUUCUGA